AUGGUUUUAGCUGGUUCCGGAAAAUCUUAUGCAAUCAGUAUCAUUGAACAAAUGCUAACUGAUUUUUGCAUAAGUGAAUCAGCUAUUCGAAAUCGUCCAAGAAGAAGAAGAAAAGGGUUGCUAAAGAUCGCUCAUACUGGAAAAGCUGCUCUAAAUAUUUAUGGAUGGACUAUUCAUACUGCUCUAGGCACGCGUCCUGAUAAUAGAACAACACCGAACAAUGCACCAUCAUUUAAGAUGCAUUCACAUCGAAAUAGACUUGGUGAUUUAAUUUUGAUAAUCAUUGAUGAAAUCUCUCUUGUUUCAUAUAAUCUUUUUCAAAAAGUCAACAAACGUCUAAAUGAAAUAUUUCGAGUAUCGGAUGAAAGCGAUACGUACUUUGGAAACACUCCAAUAUUAUCAUUUGGCGAUAUGGCUUAA
Molecule: messenger RNA, 420 nt
Organism: Adineta ricciae
Lineage: Eukaryota; Metazoa; Rotifera; Eurotatoria; Adinetida; Adinetidae
Source: the annotation of a GenBank genome assembly